This is a messenger RNA of Pterocles gutturalis (yellow-throated sandgrouse), 373 nucleotides long. RefSeq names its product 6-pyruvoyltetrahydropterin synthase (gene PTS). The record is from RefSeq and is a predicted model, not a curated record. The transcript has 5 exons. Gene Ontology annotation, cellular component: mitochondrion. Lineage: Eukaryota; Metazoa; Chordata; Aves; Pterocliformes; Pteroclidae. Gene Ontology annotation, molecular function: 6-pyruvoyltetrahydropterin synthase activity. Gene Ontology annotation, biological process: tetrahydrobiopterin biosynthetic process. The annotation marks the transcript as partial.
UAAAUCACUGAGUGAUGAAGAAAACCUGAAGCUGUUUGGGAAAUGCAACAAUCCAAAUGGCCAUGGGCACAACUAUAAAGUUAUAGUCACUGUGCGCGGAGAGAUUGACCCGGUCUCAGGAAUGGUUAUAAACCUGACAGACCUGAAAAAAUAUAUGCAGGAGGCGAUCAUGGAACCUCUUGACCACAAAAACCUGGAUAAGGAUGUGCCAUACUUUGCUGAGGUUGUGAGCACCACAGAGAACGUUGCAGUAUUCAUCUGGGAAAACCUCAAGAAGCUCCUGCCCGUGGGAACUCUUUAUAAAGUCAAAGUGUAUGAAACGGACCAGAACAUUGUUGUUUACAAAGGAGAAGAAACAAUCUCUGAGAAGUGA